Molecule: messenger RNA, 1659 nt
Organism: Cinclus cinclus
Lineage: Eukaryota; Metazoa; Chordata; Aves; Passeriformes; Cinclidae
Product: inositol 1,4,5-trisphosphate receptor-interacting protein-like 1
Cellular component (GO): membrane
Source: RefSeq, a predicted model, not a curated record
AUGAAUUCCGUGGUAUUGCUCUUCGUGCUCUUGAAAACCCUCAUCCAGUACCCACAGCUCGUGGGUGAUGUUCCAGAUGAGGAAACACGUCUGCGCAUGGAAGUGCAUGCCAAGCACAUAGAAUGGGAGAGGAUUCGGCUGGAGUGGCAGGUGGAGCAGCUGGACCUGAAGCAGAGUGGAGUGGAGCAGUCCUUGCAGCUCUUGGCUCUUGCUGUGCUCCUGUUCCUUGUCUUGGUCCUGUGGCUGAUGGGGUGCAAAAGGAGCCUGAGGAGAGAGGAGCCUGAAGAAGGAAACAAUGGUGCAAACAAAGAGGAGGUCAGAAAUGGGCUUGCAAAUGAAGAAGUGGAUGUUGGAGAUGCAGAAGAAGAAGAUGAUGCGAAUGGGGAGGAAGAUCGCAAUGGUGAUGAUAGGGAAUACGGCAACGUUGCUGGAAAUGGAGAAGAUAAUAUUGAGAACGCAGUUGUCAAUGAGGCUGCAAAUGCCGCAAACAAUGAUCUUGCAAUCGCGGCCUAUGAAGGAGACAACGAUUUGGACGAUAACGUUGGAAGAACUCUGAUGCAACGCAUACAGUGGCCUGUACAGGACCUGCAGGCUGGCUGCGAGUGGACAAUGUACCUGAUGGAUAAGUAUGCGGUUUACUUUGGACACGUCUUAUCAAACAGUUUCUACCCAGUCCUGCACCAAGCCAUCGGGGUGGGCAGCGCCUUUGAAGGUUGGAGUCCCCGUGAGCAGGAUGUUGUGUACCAGGUGCUCAUACCCAUGACUCCUCCCCGAGGCCACAGCUUCCACCUGGAGCUGGACUCUGCAGAGCACAGGCAGGUGAGGAACUUCCGUGUCCGCGUGCAGCUGGAGUGCACCUGCACCAAGGAGCAGCAGGGGGAGAACGUGCUGUGCUUCCUGCACCAGCCCGAGGAGGAGCUGAGGAGGAGUCAGGAUCCCAGCCUCCUAGACACCCUGUGCACCGACUCCUACCUCGAUGUGCACAAAACGGCCCGCUGGUUCCACCAGCUGGUGAGAGCCAUCUGGCCAGCUUUGCCGCAGUCGCACAAUUGGCAUUUAACGCUGCUGCCCUCCAGACGCUGCUGCCAAUUCAAGGUGACCAAUGGCAGGGAAAGCUUCAGGAUUGAGGUGUUGUUUGGGGUGCGCAGAGGCGACUCCGACGUCUUUGUGAGCAGCCAGCCUAAAGAGGCCCACACCCAAAACACAACCUGGCCCGAGACCUAUGCUGUGGCAGAGACUGAGUUCUUCAAGCACGUCGCCAAGCAGGCCCCCCCUGACAGUUUGCACCUCAAGUGCCUGCAGUUUUUCACCCGUCUUGUGCUGGGCUUCAGCUUCUCCACCUACAGCAUGAAGACCAUCGUCAUGCACCUGCUCAACGUCGUGCCCGUGUCGCAGUGGCGCAGGAGAGAUCUGCUGCGGCGCCUGCUGGAUAUCCACGAGGGCCUGCGCUUUUGCGUGCCAGCAAAACACCUCAACCACUUCAUUGUGGGGAACCAGAGGCUGCCUCCCAACAUCCAUUUACCCCCAGAUGUUCAAAGGGGUCACACAUACAAUCUCUUCCAUCACCUGGCCGAGGAAUCGGCCGCCCACACCCAGGCCGUUAGUGAGUACCGGGAUCUGCGAAAGAGCUUCCAAAGAAUCCUUCUCGCUGAACGCUGA